Molecule: messenger RNA, 1487 nt
Organism: Anastrepha ludens (Mexican fruit fly)
Lineage: Eukaryota; Metazoa; Arthropoda; Insecta; Diptera; Tephritidae
Product: POU domain, class 3, transcription factor 3-like
Exons: 2
Coding region: 948-1487 (179 amino acids)
Source: RefSeq, a predicted model, not a curated record
UGACGGUUGUGUACCGGCGGAAAUUUUUUCCAAAAACGCGUGCUUGUUUGUGUGUUCGUGUAUGUGUAGUGGUGCGAAUACUAAAGCCGGUAAAAAUGCCGCAAUUCAAUGUGGAUGGUGGAACAUUGUUUGUUGUUGGAAGUUUAAGUUGAAUUUGAUGAAGUUGCCCGAAUUCGCUUAAACAGAUGCACGGAAAUCGGGUUAGUUUGGAGAGAAGUGAAAAAAUAAAUAUAGAUAUUAAAGGUGUAAAUAUUUUCAAAGUGUGUACUUGUAGCGUGACCCUUAUCAAACAUGCAGUGCAAAAAAUAAUGAAUUUCUCGACGUAGUGGAAGUGGAAAUAAAUUAACUUUUCUAAAAUAUGCUAUAAAGCAACUGAGUAAUAAAAUUUGUAAAGAAAAUAAGGAAAAACCGGAAAAGAAGCAAAAUACAACGAAAUAAAAAAUAACUAUAAAAUAGACGUGAAAAUUAUACGUAAAUAAAAAAUGUUAAAUUCAUAAAUUAUAAAAGGCAUUAGGAAAAAUUUGCAAAGACUAGAAAAUACAAAAUUAAAUCGAAUUACGCUAUCGAAGCUUAAACUCUCAUCUAAACGCGUGAAAUAAGCAAAAAAUAACAUAAAUUCCAAUUCCACCAAAAAUGGAAUUGAAAUAAAAGUAACAACUUGCAAUAUAUUUACAAAGGCAGCUGCCACAGCAACACUCAAGCUGUAUUUCAGCAUAAUUCACUCGCCUACCAUGAAACUCUAAUGCGUCUGUAAAGCCUCAAAGCACACAGGCUGUACCUACAGUGGAUUUUCAACAACAGGCCAAUGAAUUUUGUCUAGUGACUAUACACACACACACAUACACCAAUACAUACAUGCAAAUAAUUGUAACUGUUACGGCAAUAAUAAUAAUAGCAGCGUGUAAAAUAUUGGAGCAGUGGCAACAUUAUAAAAUAGCAGCGCAACGAUGCAUACUUUUUGGCGCUUUGCAAAAGGCACACAAAGUGCCGAAAUGACCCAAAUGAAAUUGCGUGCGCCGACAACAAAGUCCACAGCGACAACGACUGCCGCGUUGCUAACAGCCGAGAAUCCAGCGACAACAACAAAAGCAGCGACGCCAUCGCACAUAAUGAAAAUGAAACGGAAACGUAAAAUACCGGAAAUUUCAUUGCUAAUUGUAGCAAUUUGGAUUAACAGCUUCUGGCCGUGGCCUGGCGGUGGCAGCAGUGGUGGUGGUGGUGGCGGUGGUGGUCCAUUACCGCUCGUGUACUGCUCGCAUAUGUCCGCCUCAGCGGCUGGCGGUGUUGCCGCCUAUACAGUCGACGCCGCACACCUGCACACCAGCGAUAUGCACAGUCAUCACUAUGAUGAUGAUGGCGGCGGUGGUGCGGGUGGUGGUAGCAGUAGUAGCAUGGAAAAUAUCGCAAUGCAUGGCGGCGGUAUGCCAGAGGAAUCAGAGGAGCGCGAUCACAUAGCCCAUCAUUUUGGUAAGUUUUUGUCGCCUUAA